Messenger RNA from Moesziomyces aphidis, 2727 nucleotides. The record is from the annotation of a GenBank genome assembly. Lineage: Eukaryota; Fungi; Basidiomycota; Ustilaginomycetes; Ustilaginales; Ustilaginaceae.
AUGGAGGGAGGAGACCCAAGCAGCGGCUCGGCGAGCUUUGUGAAGCGGCGCAAGCCCAAGGGUGUGGCCACUCGCGUCUCGUCCGCGUACGACGAGGUUGACGACGCAUCGCAGGCAGCCGGUCCUUCAGCGCCUACCACAGCAUCCGGAGCGUCGCGAUCUUCGACGCCGCGGCAGAUGCUGUCGCGCGGAGGCUCGGACGAAGAGCAGGAGCCAGAUGCGGGAGGGGUGGUCUUUCGUCCACGAGCGAGGGGUGCCCGCGCGACGCCUACUGCCGCAAGCACAGCCAAACCUGUGACGCGCGGAGUAGGCAAUGGCGAGACGGUAGAGGAUGAGAACGACGACGAUGAUGUCCCGGCGCUCGCACCACGACGAUCCAAGGUCGAUGGAGCGCGUAGGCCCGCUCGGAUGUCUGGAGUCGGCAUGUCGGCACGCUCGUCCAGCUCGGCGAGCACGCCCAAGAGAUCGACUCCACUGCGUCCGACGGCGUUCAAAGACAUGCCUACACACGAGCAGGCGGAAGGAUCCACGUCCACUCCGACAUCGUCGCUGUACACAUCGAAACACCUCGAGGAGCUGCGCACUUCCACGCCGACCGCGCGAUCGCGCGCCCACAGCCCCGCCCCUGCCCCACCAGGGCCAGCUACAUUCAUGGACGACCCCAUGGCCGCGUCGUCUUCUCGACCCGGCCUCGCAGCUGGUGAUGACGACGCGCUCACACGCAGCAAGUACGCAGCCGACUUUGAGCACGAUGCGAUCCCGAGCGAGAGCGUAAUUCGCGCCGCUAAGGAAAGGCGCGCCAAGCUGCGUGCGGCCGGCGCCUCGUCUGGUGUCUCGGACGACUUUAUUUCUCUCGCGCCCUUCUCGCGCUCUUCGGCCGUGCAGGCGUACGAUGCGAUGGAGGUGGAUGACGGCCCGCACCCGCACUCGCGUCUGCAGCGCGAAGAGGACGAAUUGGGCGAUGGCGAAGACGAGUUUGCCGAGUACACGGGAGCGAGCGAGCGCAUCCCGAUCGGCGCCAAGGCGCAAGAGGAGCUGCAACGCCGUCAGCGCCGGCAGAUGGAGGCGGCAGUGCGCGGCGACUUUGACGACGACGCUCCGGGCGCGGUGGCAGACGAGAUGGACGAGGACGAGGAGGAGUGGGAGCGCGCACAGCUGCGGCGUACGCAGCCGAGUGCGGCUGCAGCGUCGCGCGAGGCUUCGCCGUUCCGCGCCGCACCGAUCCCAGACCCCGCGCCCGUGCCGUCGGUGGGGACAUGCUCGGCGAGGCUGCAGCUGACGCUGCGUGCGCUCGAUCAGAGCAAAGGUGCGGCCGACGCGGUCUUGGCAUCCUCACUCGUCGAGCUCGACGGGCUCGCCGAGGCCGAGAAGCAGAACAAGCUGGACGUGACCGCGGUCGAGGACAAGGCGAGCUGGUUCGACGAGCUCGACGGCUUUGUUGCGAGUCUCGCGCGGUUUGCGGGCGAAAAGAAGGCCAGGGUGAACGAGAUCGAGAGCGACGCGGUGGCAUUGAUCGCGCGCAGGACCGCAUUGCUCAACCGAGCAAGGGCGGCGUGGUUGCAAGCGCGGUGGGAGGAGGCAUUCGGCACUCGCCCUACCAAGUCCCUCAUCCCCAGCAUCGACGACGACGAGGAAAAGCGCGAGAGCAGUCUGCCUGACCACCUCACUGGCAAGGCAGCCUCUGUCUUGCCGAAGCUCGAUGAGCUCGCUGCGGCCGACCAGCUUUCCCUGGACCUUGCAAAGCGCGAGAUCAUCGACCGACUCAACGCGACGUUCUCGGACGUCCAAGCACCAGAGUACCUCGAUCCGCUGGCGCCGAUCGACGCUGGCGCCUCUGACUCGGACUCUCCAUCCGGGCUGGCAUGGCUGCGGCGCACUCGGGCGGACUGGACGGCGCUGCACCCGCGCAGUGUAGUGGUGCGCUUUGAAGAGUGGCGGCGACGCUACCCUGACGAGUACGCGCAGGUAUGGGGCGGUCUGUCGGUGGGACAGAUCUGGGAGUUCUAUGCGCGCCUCGAGAUGGUCGCAUGGGACGCCUUCCGAACGCGGGAGCACAGCGGGUGGACUGCAGGCGUCGGGGCGCUUGUCGACUUUCGCUGGUUCACCGGUGCGUCCGAGUACACGGAGCGAGCCAUGCGCCACCCCCGCGCCCCGCUCGGUGGCGACGACGAGGUGCUCACUUCGCUCACGACCAACGUGCUGGUACCGCGGCUCGUUGCGAUGUUGAGUGCGGGUGGCGUGUCGGUGUGGUCGUUGGAGGAGGUGGAGCAGCUGGUGGGCGUGGUGGAUAUCGUACAGACCGUGCUGGACGACACGCACGCGCGGUAUAUAAGCUUGGCCGAGGCGGUACUGGGUGUGUUUGCGAGCCAGAUCCAACGGCUACAGGACUCGGUGGGGGAGAUACACGGUCUGACGGGGAACGUCAUGGCGGCUGCGCAUGUGCUGAAAGAGAUGCUUGGGCUCGUGCGCAAUGCGGUGAUGCUCGCGCGGGUCAUCAAGCCCUCGAGCGCCACCGACUCGCCUACUGCUCUGGUCGGCAACCGGCUGGUGCUGCUCGUCGAGCAGCUUUCACUUGCAGUGGUGCACCCGAUCAUUGGGCGUCUUCACGAGUCGCCCACCACACAACAACUGGCGGCAGCCAUGCGCCAGGCCCUCAUCCACGAGAUUCCGCCCACCAUCACAGCCCACAAUCUCGGCCUCACCGCAUUCACAGCCUCGGGACACUGA